Messenger RNA from Mytilus trossulus (common blue mussel), 882 nucleotides. Its product is annotated as GTPase IMAP family member 4-like. Lineage: Eukaryota; Metazoa; Mollusca; Bivalvia; Mytilida; Mytilidae. Bases 1 to 882 code for a protein of 293 amino acids. The transcript has a single exon. Gene Ontology annotation, molecular function: GTP binding. The record is from RefSeq and is a predicted model, not a curated record.
AUGAUAGGAAAGACAGGGGGAGGUAAAAGUUCAACUGGAAAUACAAUGAUGGGUCACAGAUGGUUUGAAUCAAGCAGUUCAAGUGAAUCAGUAACUCAAAAAGGAAAAACUGGCAAAAUAAGAUGGAAAGAUCAAUAUAUCAAAAUUGUCGAUACGCCGGGAUUGUUUGACAACCUAAUGGAAGAUGAUGAUCUCAAGCUUGAACUAAUAAAAUGUAUGACGUUGGUAGUACCAGGACCACAUAUCAUCAUGUACAUGAUCAGAAUUGGAAGGUAUACGAAAGAAGAUAUUGAAGCAGCUGAAAAGUUUUUAAAGAUUAUCGGUGAAAAUCUAUACAAUUGGACAAUUAUUGUUUUAACAGGACGAGAUGACUUAGAAUAUCAUAAUACAACAAAGAAAAACUAUUUAGAGACUGCAGCACAAGAAUUCAAAAGUUUUGCAAAGAAAUGCGGUGAGCGGUAUAUAUUUGUCAACAAUCGGUCAAAAGAUUCUAAAUGUGAAUGGAUUGAAAUGUACUCUGCAAUUAAUAAGAUGUUAUUACAAAAUCAACAUUCUUAUUACAACAAUAACUUGUUACAAACGCUCAAUGAAGCGUUUGAUGAAAUUAUCGCCGAACGCGCACUCGUCGACACGAGAAUCCCAGUAGAAAAAGUAGCUGCCGCCGCAGAAAAAGAGGUAGAAAACGGAGGAGGUAUACUUCGCACCUUGCUUAAAAGUACAUCCGUUGGAGCACUAACGUGUGGAAUUUUUUCUGCUAUUUUUGAUCUUACUAUCCCGGUGAUUGCUGCUGGUACAAUCGUUGGUGCAGGAGGAGCAGCAAUCGCUGUUGGUGGCGCAGCACUCGGUGCGUACGCUUAUAAAAAAAAAUGUACAAUAUCAUAA